This is a messenger RNA of Lates calcarifer (barramundi perch), 3497 nucleotides long. It is a transcript of the gene fam8a1a, whose product is annotated as family with sequence similarity 8 member A1a. Lineage: Eukaryota; Metazoa; Chordata; Actinopteri; Centropomidae. The record is from RefSeq and is a predicted model, not a curated record.
GUCCCGGAAAUCCCUGUAUUUACAAACAGACUUAGCUAGCGUUGUGCUUGUAAUCCAGCAGGGAGCUAAUGAGUGCAGGGUAAGAGGGAUUACCUGGCGGGGAAUAUACGUUCAGAAAGACUUUCAUGUUAAAUUAGCCGAGCCUGUGAAGUGAGGCAGACAUGUUUGCGACUACGACGAGUGACAGCCGUCGCGACGGCCCGGAAACUAGCGCAAAGCAGCCUCAAACGACUGCGACAACGGAAUACUGCGCAAAGUUGCAGCAGUGGAUGUGGCAGUAUUACUGGGGGUAUGCCAGCUGGCAGAGCUGGGUGGCCCUAUCAGCCUGCCCCUUUCCUCCGCCGUGCAGCUUCCCUCCGCCGGGUACGGGUGCUCAGACAGCGGGUACACCUGCCUCGACCCCGGCGGUGGAGCAGCAGGCGGUUGACACUAGAAGCUGGUACAGCUACCCUUAUCCCCUCAGCUUCCCCGCAUCCCCGCAUCACCCGGGUGGCGCCCAGACCGAGCAGAGCUCAGCCGCUACCCCGGCCCCAGCUGCUGAUACCCGGCCAGCCCAGCAGCAGCAGCAGAAUGGGAAUCCACCUCAGGCAGGACGAGAGUACACCAUCCCCUCACCGCUCCAGAGGUUCUUAGCUGAGACAGUGGACUUCUUUAUCCUGUUUUGUGUGAAGGCCACCAUUGUGCUGUGGAUCAUGCAUCUAAGUGGGAUGAAGGACAUUGCUAAAUUCAUUACCCACUUCAUCGUGGAGGAGAUAGAUGAAAACACGUCCAUGGAGGACCUGCAGAAGAUGAUGGCUGUGGCUCUGGUCUACAGGGUGCUGGUGUGUGUCUAUGAGAUAAUCUGUAUUUGGGGCGCUGGUGGUGCCACUCCAGGGAAGUUCCUGCUUGGCUUGCGGGUGGUUACCUGCGACACAUCCACUCUGGUCCGACCCAACCGAGUCUUUGUGGUCCCAGCUUCUAAUGUUUCGCUCUCUGCCUCUACAGUGCGGGCACUGAAUAAGAACUUCUCCAUUGCUUUCCUCUUUCCUGUCUUCAUCACUCUCCUCUUCUUUCAGCACAACAGGACUGUGUAUGACAUUGUGGCAGGGACCAUUGUUGUCCAACGAAGAGGGGCCAGAUAGCCUCUCCUCCAGCAGCAGACUCUUUUACACUUGACAGGGGUGAUGGCAAAGUGUGGUAAUCUUUUGUGUCCUGAAAAUUACAUUUAAAUCAGUCACAAAUGACAACAACAACAACAACAACAGCAGCAGCAGCAGCGGGAGAUUGAUGCAUUGGCUUAUUUCUACACCAGAUAAACUUGGACUUGAAUUGCACUUUAAAUGGGAUGCAUAGGUUUAGGCCUGGAAUGCUGAAAUAAUAAUUUUAAAAAAAUCCAACCUUACAUCUUUUGGUGUAAGGUAUUUAUCAUUUACCACUGGAUCAACAAAUAAGCUAUGAGGAAACCCUCUAAAGUAUUGUGAAUGUUGUUAAUUGCAGUGUAAGUUUAGCUGAAAAGGGUGCUGUCCAAUACUUCCACGAUAUCCUGAGACUUCUCCUCAAAAUGAAUCUGAAUGUGUGUUAUGUCAUAUUAUAUUGUUUAUUUAUUUUUGCAAAACUUAAAGCUCCCAUGUGUAGGAAUUAUAGGCAACCCCUAGUGGCUGUACCAAAAAAGACCCAAAGAUGCCUAACAGUUUUCACAGUGAUUGUCUUAUUUUUCUACAAAGAGAAAUAUCAUAUCAUAAUAUCAUCAGCUGUAAUUGACUCCUGCCAAAUACACAUAGGAGUUCUACACAUAGGGGCUUUAAAGCAGGAUUAAACAUUAUUAGGAUCAAUACUUCUCUGAAUUUCUUAUAUACUUUGAUCUUCUCUUCAGAGUAAUAAAAGUGAAUCAGAUGUUUGGUUUGCAAAUUAGUUUUGUGUUCUAUAGUGAUUAUUCAUAUGCACUCACACUAAAGUAAAAUGCCAAGCUUAUUUGUAUCUAUUCUUUGUGCCUAUGGAUGUUUUGAUGAAGUAUUCUUUUGAUAUCUUUCUUUAAUGGUGAAAUGUAACAAUAACUGUGUAAUCUCUGGUGUAUGAGGUUCAAACAAAAGAAAUUGUGUGUGUGAAUUUUCUGCUCAUAUUUGCUCUUGUCAGACUUGUAAAUUUUGUGACUCAGGGCAACUGUUAAGCCAUAACCGCUGCUGCUGUCUCAAUUGUAUUAUUGAAUACCAUUCCUCAUGUUAGAUUUCUACGCACAGUAUGCACAAUGUAAAACUCCUCUGGUACUAAAGAUUAUUAAUCAUAUACCACAAUGUUCGUUUAGCAGUUCAGUUUAGAGUUUACUGAAACUCAGAGUUUGGCCAUUUACAUUUCAGUCAAAUGAAAUUUGAAAUCAGAUUUUUCUGUAUCAGACCAUAUCGAUAGAUCUGCAUGCUUACAAGUAAACAAAUGUUGACUGUCAAACAGCACCAACAUAUGGUCAAAAUGAUUAAAACUGGCAUUGAAAAAUACCCAUUAUUUAAAAAUCCUGCCUAAAUAAUUGAGUUGCAGAGCUAAUACUGUCCAUUCAAGACCACUCAUGGGUUGUCUGCAAGGAUGACAUUACAUGUGACACUAACAGAUGACCUUUGAAAGUUGUGGCAUAGCAGUGCAUCAUACAUGAUGCUGCAACCACAUUGGGUUUAAUGUUUAUAAAUAAUUAACAUCCUCACAUGUGAAAUUAAAACUUAUUCAAACCAUUUGACAGAACUAGCUAAAUGCUAAUUAAAUUAGCAAUGAUAGUCGGAUUUUGACAUCUAAAUUGCAGUAUUUCCAUAAUUAGUAUUUUUGUUUUUUUUUCCACAUGAUGUCUUUUUUUAUGCAAAUGAAACAAGCUGCUGAUCUGGCAUUUACAAAAUGACUUGUUACCCCUGAGGAGGUAGCUAUAGGAAGUUAAAUGAAAGGUACCAUGUGAGCUCAUCCUGUUAAAUUCUCUCUUGAAAGGAAAAACUGAAUUAGUGUCUUUCGAUUGGUCCAAAGGGGGUGCUGCAUCAUUAAUGGGGGAACAUGUUUUGGCCUUGUUCUGUAUAGCUCACAGGGAUAAGUUAAGGUCUGCAGUGCAGAGAAAAUGUGGGAGAUAUUUUAAUAUUGUAUAGAAUCUAAAGGAGUUCAAAAAGAGUUCAACUUCUGAGUAUAAUCAUAGUGCACUAUUCAGUAAGUACUGAAUGAGUUUACAGUAAAAGUGAAGACACCUUUAGCAACAGUCGCUAAGUUACUGAUUUAGCAAAAGAAGUAAACAUAAUUGACAGAGGAUUUUCAGAAUACAUUAUGAAAUCCAUUUUCUUUGUCUCAUGCCUGAGGAUGUGUGGGAUUUGGCUACUGUAUAGUAGAGAUACAGGCUUAAAUGGAUUAGUUUUUAAAGACCUGUAAAAGGUAAUCACACGCCCUGAUGCAACUGGCUCUCAACCUGAAGGAAUCUUUAAGAUGAAUUACAGACCAACUUCCAAUCAAAAACUGAAGUUUUAUCAAGAUGUUUGCCAUUAAAUUGACAGUAGGAAUAA